AUGACAAUCGCGGCACCCUCACCCCAUCCUUUGUUUGACCCCGAGCUUCACUACGGCGAUGGCGACGACAACGCCCUAUACAACUUAUUUGCGACAUGGCCGGAGAGCUAUUUCAGCAGCCUUCCUAAACCGCAUGGUAAUCGCGGAGUCGAUGAGCCCUAUUGGGAAUUUCGGCAGUCGCGAAUCUUUCUGGACGACUGCUUCCGCGGCGGUGGCAUGCAGCGGUUAUUCACCCCUGUGGUUCCGGGCCCCGACAGGCUUGAGAGAGAGCGCCUUCGGGAGCAAGCAACUUCAGGGGAUGCCGAGCAACGUACGAGAAGCACGGUCCGUUUUCGGUCUGCCCUAGAUUUUGCCCAAGAGCAAGCCCAGUUCGACAAUUUACUAGCUCGCGAAUUGGCUCAACAUUGCCCGGCACCUGCUGCGCUCCGAGUUGCUCCAGGAGCCCUAGACCCAUCAUCACCGCCGGUCUUACCAACGUCACCCUCGCCGCCGCCAAGCCGGGAACAAGAGGAUUACGAGUACGAGGACUGGGACGGCCUGUCAGAUACAGCGUCUACCAGUCAAGAUGCCUGGAUUCCUAUCCCCAACCCGUCAAUCCCUGGCCCUGCCGCGGUAUCGGUCGAUGCUUUUCAAUUCCAUGUCAACGAAUUCGCGAAGGAUAAUGGAUUUGGUGUUAUCAGACGCAAUGGCUCCGGCAACCAAGCCAGGAAGACGAGAUAUGUGUUUCAGUGCGACCGGUACGGCGAACCUCGUAUGCCAAGAGGCGCAGGUCUCCGCCAAAGACGAUCGCGCAAGUGUGGAUGUAAGUGGAAGGUCAUUGCGGAGGCCCUGGAACGAAAUGACUACAUGUGGACUCUGCAGGCGUUUGCCGACCUUCAGCACAGCUAG
This is a messenger RNA of Hirsutella rhossiliensis, 888 nucleotides long. RefSeq lists its product as uncharacterized. The record is from RefSeq and is a predicted model, not a curated record. Lineage: Eukaryota; Fungi; Ascomycota; Sordariomycetes; Hypocreales; Ophiocordycipitaceae. Bases 1 to 888 code for a protein of 295 amino acids. The transcript has a single exon.